Aspergillus udagawae is the source of this 2574-nucleotide messenger RNA. Its product is annotated as putative C6 transcription factor. Lineage: Eukaryota; Fungi; Ascomycota; Eurotiomycetes; Eurotiales; Aspergillaceae. The transcript has 2 exons. Bases 1 to 2574 code for a protein of 857 amino acids. Gene Ontology annotation, biological process: positive regulation of transcription by RNA polymerase II; DNA-templated transcription. Gene Ontology annotation, molecular function: DNA-binding transcription factor activity, RNA polymerase II-specific; DNA binding; zinc ion binding. The record is from RefSeq and is a predicted model, not a curated record.
AUGUCCCAUUUCUGGUCCCUCUACGCAUCAGCCGUGCCUGACAAAUGCGAUGGCCUUCGACCGUCUUGUUCCGCCUGCCGAGCCUCUGGCCAGGCAUGUUCGUACGAUCCACAUGCGAAGAAACGUGGUCUGCCGGAGGGCUACGUUCGCGGUCUUGAGAAGCUUUGGGCUCUGUCGAUCUGCAAUAUAGAUGGCUUCGAAGAUACUAUGCUGGCCCUUUUGGGCACAACACCUGACUCUGCUGGCCGAAGGGAUAAGCUUUUGACCUUGUGGAUGGACGACAGUGCUUCAGAAACGUUGCACGAGUCCUGGAAAACCAGUCGCCUCUAUGGCACGUUGGAGAAGAUGUUGUCGCACUCCGAUACGUCUUCAUCGCAUGGUUCGAGCAAGAGGCCACGGGACGAAAAUGAUACCGGCUCGUUAGAUUCGACAAGCGAAUGGGGUUUCAGACUUGACCGCAGUUCUACACCUUUGGCACAGGAUGCGCCUCGGGUGGUAGGACUUCCCUCUUCCCAAAAUGUCAAGAGACCUCGAUUGUCACAGUCGGGUGACGGCGUGUCGGUACCGCAAGCCACUGGCAGAGUGCAACCUUUGAAACUUCCUCCUCAAACAUCGCAGCUGUUGGACACAUAUUUCGCAGUCACUCAUUCCUGGUUCCCGGUCGUGGCGAAGCAUAAUAUCCUUCGAGCAUCCUAUCUUUACGCAAGCGCCCCUCUGUCCGUUGAGAGCAUGUCACCUGGAUCCGGUGACCACGCCGCACUGUGGGCAGUUCUCAGUUACACGAUUUCUCACUCGCGAACCAAUGCACGGGAUGGGGCUUUCGGGGUUCUCGCCACAACAAAGGAGUAUUACACCAUCGCUCGAAGCCUGAUACCUUCCGAAACGGCACGUUACGAGCUUGGGCAUGUGCAGGCGCUUCUGUUGCUGACUUUGGUGAACAUCGGGCUUGAAGAUUGGACGGCCGCUUGGCUGCUAAGCGGUCAAGCGGUGCGCAUGGCUAUUUCCAUGAAUCUAGGCUCACUUGCAGACAUAAGGCGCUCCGACGAGCUGCGGCAAGGUAAAGCUGUAUAUCUCGGCUGCUUCGUCGUUGACUCUUUACUUUCCUUUCGAAUAGCACGGAGACCGUGCAUGCACCCUCGAGAUCUGACUACUGUCGGGUUGCUUGAAGAAGACGGCCUAGAAGAAUGGAAUUCUUGGGCUGACGUUCUGCCCGCCAAAGGAACUGCUCAGGGAAGGACACCUCGACGCGGCCCCCUUCUUGCCCUUAGCUGCUUCAACCGGCUGGUAGAGCUGGCUAGUGUUUUGAACAAAAUAGCCCGUGACGCAGUUGGCGGGCCUAAUGCUCAUAAGUUUGCGCAACAACUGGUGCUCGAACUGAAACAAUGGGACGAUCGUCUGCCCCUUGGAUGCCGUCUCAUUGGACCUGAAAGUAUCUAUCCUGAACGGCACUCGUCUCUACUUCCACAUCAGACCUAUCUAGGGUUGACGUACGUUGCUACACUAUUAUGGUUGUAUUUGCGUAUUGCUCCUCAGGAGCUCGACUUGCAUCGCUCUCAGCGGCCUGCCAUCGAAGGUGCGAAGAAACUUCUAUUCCGCGCCCUGCCUAUGAUUUCCCAACACCUGGAAAAUUUUCCUACGUGCAGCCUUCCUCCUAUCUUUGAGCUUUCUUUACGCACCAUCGCCGAGCAAGCAUCUGUUUUGCAAAGCAAGAUCGAGUCUGACACGUUUCCUUUCGCGCGAUGGGCGGAAGCGUUAAUUCAACGAACUGAGGAACUCGGCUCUACAUGGCCCCUCUACCGUUCACUGAACACAGCUAUUGAAAAAUCGUAUCGCCUCAGAAACGUGCCGGGACAUUCAUUAUCUUUCCAGCCGCCCUGUGAGGGCAGUUUUUCAAGAAACAGACAUGCCUUGUCCAACGCUGUGUCCACGAUUACCACCACAAUGGGUGCAGCUCCAGGAACCCGAAAUCCACCAGCUGUCAGCCGAACAUACUCUGACAUCCGAGGAUUCCAGCCUGGUGCGAGCGAUUCCGAUAAUACGUCCACCAUACUCGGCAUAAGCAUCCCUGUAGACGCCCAAUAUAUGACUCUCAAGGAUUCGACAAUGGAUACUGGCGACCUUUCAAUGCUGGAUAUAUCCUUUCAGCAACAAAUAGGAGGCGAUUCUUCGAUUUUUAGCAAAUCCAAUUCAGCAAAUGGGCUAGAAGCGGCGUUGCUUCCAUCAGCUCAAAGUCACCCUCACCCACCAACCCCGGAUUCCUCAAGCUCUAAUCCAACCAUACCUGGCAAAGCCAACUCAUCUAUGACCGAUGGUCAGACCGCACCCAGUGAUAUUGAUGCUAUUUUCAAAGACCUUGCAUAUCUGGACACUACCGAUUGGGCUACAAGUCGUGAGGCAGGCUUGAAGGAUUUUGGAUUUCUUGAUGACAGUACAUUCCAGGCAUUUUGUCAUGAUCCAGAUCGUUUGGUCGGAUCUCAGCCGCUGGUUCACCCGCCGUCUAUUGCCGACAUCUGGCCUCCCCCGGGAUUUUUCCCGGAGACCUUCCAAGAAUCUACCGACGACAUGGAAAGUUAA